This is a messenger RNA of Hydra vulgaris (swiftwater hydra), 501 nucleotides long. The record is from RefSeq and is a predicted model, not a curated record. NCBI's taxonomy places the organism in Eukaryota, Metazoa, Cnidaria, Hydrozoa, Anthoathecata, Hydridae.
AUGGGGUAUAAAGGAACAGAAGAUGCACUUGAUUUUGCUGCUAAAAGUGGAAAUUUAGAUGUGGUAAAAUAUUUACAUGAAUUAGGGUAUAAAGGUACAGAAUAUGCAAUUGAUAAUGCUGCUAAAAAUGGACAUCUUGAAGUAAUUAAAUAUUUACAUGAAUUAGGGUAUAAAGGUACAGAAAAUGCAAUUGAUAAUGCUGCUUUAAAUGGUCAUCUUGAAGUAAUUAAAUAUUUACAUGAAUUAGGGUAUAAAGGUACAGAAAAUGCAAUUGAUAAUGCUGCUUUAAAUGGUCAUCUUGAAGUAAUUAAAUAUUUACAUUCUAUUGGAUAUAGAGGAACAGAAUGGGCAGUUAAUUUUGCUGCUUUAAAUGGUCAUCUUGAAGUAAUAAAAUAUUUACAUUCAUUAGGAUAUAGAGGUUUAAUAAAUGCAAUUAAUUGUGCUGCAGAAAAUGAUCACCUUGAAGUACUAAAAUAUUUACAUUCUAUAGGAUAUAAAUAA